AUGGCGGAUAUGAAGCAUAGUCGGGAUGCAUAUUCAACCAGGACAGAAACAAAAGCGUCCCCGUUCAUCGAUGAAGUGAUGCAAGCCCGGCUGUCGAAAAGAUUUCGCCUCCCGCAGAUUACACCUUUCACAGGCAAAAUCGACCCAACGGAACACAUCGAAUGCUUCCAAACGUACAUGGAACUGCAUGAUGCCUUGGAUGCCGUGAUGUGUCGGGCUUUCUCCCUCACCUUAGCCGACGUAGCCCAACUUUGGUUUAAGCAGCUGAAACUAAAGUCCGUCAGCACGUUCGCGGAACUCAGUGAUGCCUUUCUCACCAAUUUCAUUAGAGGGAAGAAGAAGUUAAAGCCCCCUGCGCAUCUGGACAACAUAGUUCAGAAGGAGGGAGAGCUACUAAAAGACUACAUCAAAUGUUUCAACUUUGAAUCACACCAAGUUCGAAAACAUUCAGAGGAGACAACACUCAAUUCUAUCAUGCAAGGCGUUAGGGAUAAGCCAUUUCUGGCAUCUCUGGACAAGAAUCUGCCUGAGACUUUGGCUAAAUUCAUGACUCAGUCAGAUAAAUACACGGACGUCGAGGAAAUAAGAAACUUGCGUGAGGCCGCCCAGAAUGCGAAAACUCUAGCCAAAGAGUCAGCCAAAAAGGAAGUUGACUCAACCGGAGGAAAGAAGCGUAAGGACGACCGAACACUCGAUGAACUCAAGUCAGGCAAGCGACCCGACCAAAGGUUUUCUAUAUACACCUCGUUUAAUAAACCUCAAGAGCAGGUGCUAAUGGAAAUCAGGACUGAAAGAUUUGUCAGUUGGCCGAAUAAGCUUCGGAGUAAUCCGAACCGAUAA
Messenger RNA from Magnolia sinica, 840 nucleotides. RefSeq lists its product as uncharacterized. The record is from RefSeq and is a predicted model, not a curated record. The transcript has a single exon. Bases 1 to 840 code for a protein of 279 amino acids. NCBI's taxonomy places the organism in Eukaryota, Viridiplantae, Streptophyta, Magnoliopsida, Magnoliales, Magnoliaceae.